GGUUGAAAACAUCCUGUUCCUCUUGUCUGCCCUCACGGCCGUAACAUUUUUAUAGGUUUUUCUUUUUUUACGAGAGUCCGAUAAUAUUGUGGAGACUUCCUCCGUACAAGGUUCAGGUUGGUUACCAGCACAACCAGAGCAGCAGGUAGAGGUAGAGGAUGCUGCCUAUGUUGGUUCCUCUCAUCUUCACCGUCCUCCUGACUGAGACGUCUGCCUCUCUACCAUCUUCAGCAGGUAGGGGGCGGGCUUCUCCAUGCCCACCUCGGUGGCUCCUGUUCAGGCAGAGAUGUUUCGCUUUCUACCCUGUGUGGAGCUCCUGGAGCACUGCUGAUGCUAUGUGCUCUCAGUCAGGUGGUAAUCUGGCGUCGCUUCACACAUCAGAGGAGAGGCAGUUUGUCAGUCGACUAGUAAACACACACACUGCUGGGUGGCUGGGUGGCUACCAGUCACAACAGAAUCUCUCUUGGAUUUGGAGCGAUUACUCCCCCUUCACGAUGACUGGUUGGACCAAUCAGAGGCAGGAGAACGCCAGAGGGGGCGGGGCGUGCAUACAUAUGGAACUAAAAAGUGGAGAGCUGCACAGCGCCCCCUGUGGAGAGCUGAAGUUCUACAUCUGCUCCACCAGAGCCAGUUCUACAGUCGUCCCCAAGGAGAGCAAACCAGUGGAACCAGGCAUCAUCCCCAGUGUGAGUGUGUUUGAUGUCGUGUGGGGCUACAGCGACGUGCUGGCAGAGGAGAUCCUCCACUCGUCCUCCUUCCUCAAGGAGCUCCGGUCCGGUCAGCUGACGCAGCGCUGCUACGACAGCUUCACAAAGCAAGAGGCGCUCUAUCUGCACAGAGUCAGCGGCACACUGGAGGCCCUGAUAAGUAGUUUACAGGAAGCAGAUGACAUGAGAUCACUGCUGCUGGAUACACUUAAACACUACAGCAGCAGAAACCAGAGCCUCCUCGCUUCGCCUCCCCCACAGUGGCUCCGCCUCUCCCUCCAGUCCUUCCACUCGGUGGUUCUGGAAGAGCCGGUCUAUUGGCUGGUGGCUCUGUCGGCCCGCGCCUGCCUCCGUAACUUCCUGGACGGGGAGCAGCUCUUCUCCGAGCUCAAGCCUGGCUCCCUGCUGGUGUCUGAGGCCAAGGUUAAAGCCGGCGGCCUCUACCAGGAGUGGAGAGAAGAGAGUCUGAAGGAGGUCGCUUGGACACAAAGGUACAGAAAGGUGAUAGAGGAACACCAGGAUCAGAUGAACGUGUUUAAAGCCGUAACCAUCUUCAGAGAGCAGAUGAUGAACCAGAAGAGUUUCUACAAGGCUGUAGCCUGUGAUGUUGUGGAUGAUAGAUGAUGAAGAG
Morone saxatilis (striped sea-bass) is the source of this 1338-nucleotide messenger RNA. RefSeq lists its product as uncharacterized. The record is from RefSeq and is a predicted model, not a curated record. Gene Ontology annotation, molecular function: signaling receptor activity. Lineage: Eukaryota; Metazoa; Chordata; Actinopteri; Moronidae. Bases 159 to 1331 code for a protein of 390 amino acids. The transcript is spliced from 12 exons.